AUGUCGGUACGCAAACCCGUCUCAAUUGUUGUCUUCAGCCUCGUCCUAUUAGCUUCACUUUUCUUCAAAGGCCCCUGGCUGACCCAGUCCACACAGGAUAAGACGAGCGCGAUUACUGACUGGGUCAAGCCCGGCGAUAAAAGUGGCGAGUUCAAGCGCCAACAAUCCGUGUUCAGGAACUUCAUCUCGAAAGAUCCGAAUUCGGAAUUCCCAGCGGAAAAGGGCCGGUAUCAUUUAUAUGUCAGCUAUGCUUGCCCGUGGGCACAUAGAACGCUCAUUGUGAGAAAAUUGAAGGGCUUGGAGGAUAUCAUUCCAUUCACCAGUGUGCAUUGGCACAUGGCCGAGAAAGGCUGGCGCUUCGCCACAUCGGACGAAAAACUUCCUGGUGAGAACUCUGGCCCAGACCCACUACACCCGGAUUUCACACAUCUCCGAGACCUCUACUUCGCCGCCAACCCGGACUACGAAGGGCGCUUCACGGUCCCCACACUCUGGGACAAGAAGAAGAACACGAUCGUGAGCAACGAAUCUUCCGAAAUCAUCCGCAUGUUCUACACGGAAUUCGACGACCUGAUCGAGGACAAAUACAAAAACAUCGUCCUGUACCCCAAAGACCUCCAAUCCAAAAUCGAAGAAACCAACUCCUGGACCUACGACGACAUCAACAACGGCGUGUACAAGUCCGGCUUCGCCACCUCACAAGAAGCAUACGAGAAGAACGUCAAACAGCUCUUCAAAUCGCUCGACCGCGCUGAGGCCGACCUGGGCAAAUCGUCUGGACCGUUCUACUUCGGCGACAAAGUCACCGAGGCCGACGUUCGCCUUUUCACGACCAUUAUUCGGUUUGACCCCGUAUACGUUCAGCACUUCAAGUGCAACAUCAGAGAUAUUCGCAGUGGCUACCCUAACUUGCAUAAGUGGGUGCGCAAUCUCUACUGGAAUGAACCGGCAUUUGGAGAGACCACCCAGUUCGAGCAUAUCAAGGGCCAUUACACCAAGAGCCAUAAGCAGAUCAACCCUUUCGGCAUUACGCCUGUCGGCCCCGUCCCGGAUAUCUUGAAGGUCGAUGAGGAGGUGAAUGCUGCCAAGAAGUAG
Messenger RNA from Exophiala aquamarina CBS 119918, 1095 nucleotides. Its product is annotated as ubiquitin-activating enzyme E1. The record is from RefSeq and is a predicted model, not a curated record. The transcript has 3 exons. The coding region runs from base 1 to 1095 and encodes 364 amino acids. NCBI's taxonomy places the organism in Eukaryota, Fungi, Ascomycota, Eurotiomycetes, Chaetothyriales, Herpotrichiellaceae. Gene Ontology annotation, molecular function: glutathione transferase activity. Gene Ontology annotation, cellular component: cytoplasm.